Messenger RNA from Thelazia callipaeda (thelaziosis nematode), 4761 nucleotides. NCBI's taxonomy places the organism in Eukaryota, Metazoa, Nematoda, Chromadorea, Rhabditida, Thelaziidae. The record is from the annotation of a GenBank genome assembly.
AUGUAUAGUGAACAUUCAGAUUUUAAUUUUGGUCCCACAUUUGAAAUAAACGAGUCUGAGGAUGCUAUAACUUCAUUUGAAGAAAGUAUUCGAAAGCAAUUAUAUGACUUGAAAAUUAAUAGUACAAGAGGUUAUCUUUUUUGGUUCGCUUCCCAUCCACUUUCAGAUGUUAGAAAUGAAAGUUUGCUAGCAGUCUCUGAUAUGACUAAAAUUAUUCUUCCACCAAUGAAAGUUUGGCAAAGAACUAUUGUGCAUCGUUCAGCCAGGCAUUUCGGUCUAAAUUCUUAUAGUAUUGGAAGUGGAUGUAAUCGUCGUGUUGUUGUUUUGCGCUUUCCAUAUGUCGAUUUAUGCACAUAUACAAAUGCAAAAGAAUCGGAGCCUAUUGUUUUGAAUAAAUUUCAAAAACAAUCACUUGCUCAGUUUUUAACUGCAUUUCCAUUGAAUUAUAGUGACAUCGAACUGUAUCUUCGGUCUGGCAUUGCUUGUACGUUUACAUUUGAUCGAAAAGCUCGAUCGGUCAAUGGUCGUUGGAAUGUUAGUAGCAGACCGAUGUUAAUUCCGCCUUGUACAUCUAAACAGCCCUCAAUUGAAAAUUUUCGAAGAAGCUUGCCCACUUAUGCGAUGCGGAAAGAAAUUUUGAAAGCCAUUCGAAAUCACAAAGUUACGAUGAUUGUUGGUGGCACUGGAUGUGGCAAAACAACACAGAUCCCUCAAUUCUUACUCGAAGAUGCUGCUGAGCGACAACAAAAAAUUCGGAUAUUUUGUACUCAACCUCGACGAUUACCAGUUUUAGCAGUAUCUGCACGUGUCGCAAGGGAACGGAAUGAGAAAUUGGGAUCGACUGUUGGUUAUCACAUUCGAUUGGAGCAGAAAGUUUCGGAACAGACUGUAUUAACAUAUUGUACCAGUGGAGUAUUAUUACGAAUGAUGACGAGCGACGUUAAUGCAAGCAAUAUUUCGCACAUUAUUUUGGAUGAAAUUCAUGAACGAGAGCAGAAAACAGACUAUCUUUUGAUUGCCCUUCGAGAAGCUCUAAAAAACCGAAGUGAUUUAAAAGUAAUUUUGAUGUCAGCAACAAUGAAUGAAAGUCGUAGUUUGUUUAAACGUUAUUUCGGUCAAGGAAAUGUUCUCUGCUUAGAGAUACCAUCUACAUUGCACAGAGUAGAAAUGUUCUACUUACCGGAAAUAUUGGCAUUGACAGAUUACAAACAUGCAUCAUCGUUUACUGGUGGCACAUUCUUUGGUAAAACUGCCAGAAGUUUAAAUGAUAGUGCAACUUUUAAUAGUUUUCCUCAAGUUGAUGAAUUCCGUUCUGAAAAUUUUGAUUAUUCGAAAACGCCAAGUCGUCGAAGUGGGAAAAAGAAAGGCAGAGAUGAAGUAACCUCUGGUUAUGAAGUUACACUUUCACCAUCAGUUCCAUUUUUUUCUGGUGCAAUCGAUCAGCAGUAUCCGCUCAGUUCAUUAUCUUCAACAGCAUUUACUCAGUUCAAUAAUCAUCAGUUAUAUUCGCAAAUUUCCGUAAAUUCCCAGCAAGGAAAAAGUUCAUGCAUGAGUUACAAUGGUCAAUCAAAUUUAACAGAUAUGUAUAACAAAAUGAAUAUCGGUAGUAAUGAACAGAAUAGCCCAUAUCAAGAACCAGCAAUUUAUGACGGAUUUCAGGUUUCUAAUUAUUCUUAUCCUCCUCCCAAUUAUGCUUAUGCAACUCAAAUCCUAUCCAAUUCAUAUGGUAUGAUGGCAACUUGUGACAGACCCCAAAUAACGCACGAAACAUAUCAAAUGAUGCCAAGCGAUUGCCAAAUUUAUCAUCCUACUACGGAAUACCUGCAAUUUCCUAAGUAUAAUAUACCUUUAAAUAAGAACGAUGGAUGCGGUAAACAGCGAACUCCAAAUAAAACAAAUUUUUGCAAUCAGAGAACAUCAUCGUUCCCAACAUCGAACGCUGGUCCAGUACAUCGUGAUGCAUUUCUUUGUAACCAGAAAUACUAUGUAUCUAAUUUGCGCGAUCGACCACCUUAUUUUGAUCCAUUAUAUGUGGAAGUUUUGCGACGUACAAAUUUAGACACAGUUUAUUUAGUUGAUUCAUACAUGAUGUCUGGUGGUGAACAGUGGUCAGAAAGUGUUGAUAUGAAUUUAACAGUAGCUAUCAUCUCUUACUGUAUGGAUAGUCCUGUUCUCGGAUCGAUCCUUGUAUUUUUGCCCGGUUAUGAAGAUAUUUUAGCCGUUCGGGAAAAAGUCAUUAAAAUGGUGGACUGCUGUACACGACCUGCCGUUUUUACUCUCCAUUCACAAAUGAGUAGUCAAGAUCAGCAACGAGUAUUUGACCCUGUUGGUCACGGUUAUCGUAAAGUGAUUUUGAGUACAAAUAUUGCUGAAGCAAGUUUGACGAUUGAUGAUGUCAUUUUCGUAAUUGACUGUGGUAGAGCUAAAGAGAAAAUUUAUGACCACUCAACUCGUGUAAGUCAACUUAGAAAAACGUGGAUAGCAAAGUCAAAUGCUGAACAACGAGCUGGUAGAGCUGGCAGAUGUCGGGAUGGUUUUUGUUUUAGAAUGUACACAACAGAAGAUUAUGCAAGAAUGGAUCCAAUUCAAUUACCCGAAAUGAAGAGGAGCGCUAUAUAUGAAGUGUGUUUACAUGCCAAAAUGUUCGCUCCAAAAAGAUAUUCAGUUCGACAAUUUUUACUCAAUGCUCCAGAACCACCUUCUCCUCUAGCAAUCGAUCAAAGUAUCAAAUAUCUUGAGCAAAUUGGGGCACUUUUCAAAAACCGACCAACCUCAUCACAAAUGUCCCAUUCGGAGAAUUCUUGUUCUGAAAAUCCGUGGGCUCAAAAUAUUGAGCCGGAUUUAACUGAUCUUGGAUGUUAUAUUGCUCAACUUCCACUUUGUCCACAAAUGGCUCGGUUUCUGCUGUUCGGUAUUUGCUUGAAAUGCCUCAGUCCUGCAUUGACGCUUGUUGCUACUUUAUCUCAUCGUGAUCCUUUUGUACUACCAAGUGGUGGUCGUGAAGAACGAACUGCUGCAGUUUUAGCACGCGAUAAAUUUGCUGGUUUUGAUUACUCUGAUCAUAUGACAUUUUUAAGGGUAUAUAAUGCGUUCAUUAAAUUACCAGUUCAUAAACAAAUGAAUUUUUGCAUGUCUAGAUAUUUGUCUCUCAAUGCGAUGCGAAUGAUCGUUGCUAUUCGGCAGCAAUUGUUUUUGGAAUUACAAAAACUUCGUCUGUUACCCAACAGUUGUCUUUCUCCAGAUGACCCGGAUUUUAAUCGAUAUAGUGAUUCAUGGCCAAUGAUUCAAGCAUGUAUUGUAUCAGGCAGCUAUCCUGGCAUUGGUUUUACACGUUCUGGUGGUCAGAUGCGAAAGAUACGUACAAGUAACGAAGUUGCGUCUCUUCAUUUUGCGUCUGCCAUCAAAAGACAAACUUCUACAGCUGGAGCAAGCGGUACGAUAGGUGAGAGAUUAGAGAGACCUGAGCCGACCAUACAGUACCUUGCUUUUCAGGAAUUAUCGAAAAUCGGUGAUGCAUUGACUUUGCGAACAGUUACGGCAGUUCCACCUCUAACUGUGUUAUUGUUUGCGGGCCCAAUUCGUUUGAAACGUGAAGUUUUAAAUGACUAUUCAAUAGGUGAUGAACUUGGAUUCUGUGAUGAUGAGACAGAUUCGAAUGUUGAUGAAUGCGUUUUUGCUCUUGAUCCUUGGCUGGACAUGCAGUUGGUGUUAAAGCUGCGUGUAAAGCUAAUGACUUAUUUUCUCUCUGUAAUGAAACAGCCCGAUCGGUCGGAAACUGAAGAAGACAAGGAAUUACUCGCAACAAUUAACGAAAUUCUAGUGAAAGAUCAUCGUCGCUCAAAUUUUCCAGAAUGUCUCGAUUUACCUCGAUUCCACACACGCUCUCCAAAUUGUGUUAUUGAAUUGGCAAAUGAGCGCCCUACACGUUGUCGGCAGUAUUCAGAAGAGCAUAGCGACCAAGAAACCUCUGAUUACCUCACUUCUCGAAAUCAGCAAUCAAAGCAGUGGAAUGAAAUUUCAAGUUUGAAUAAUCAAACGAACUUAUGUGCUGCAUCCAAUAUGCACUCAACUCAAGUUGAAGAAGGCAUUCAUAACGACUUGUCUUAUCAUGCUGUUGCAAAAAAUGAUGUGGCAGGUGCAUAUUCAAAUGAAACGUCAUCUGUCGUUAAUAUUAGCUCACCAUCGCUUCCACCAGAAGAUGAACAAGUUCCUGAAGAUCCUUGCAUGGGCACAUCAGAAGAAAUGGACGAUAAAAAUCGGUCAGUACUGAUGACAGAUGUGAAUGAGACGGAGGAGGAUUUAGUGAACAGAGAUAUGCAAGUGCUUCCAGAAAAAGUAGAUAAGGAGGAAAUAGAACGACGAGAUAAUUUUGCGGCAACGGAUGAUGCAAAUAUUAGUGAUUCAGGGAGGGGACGUAGUAGAUAUCUGAAUCCUUGUCAUUUUCGGUCAGAAGAUCAACGUAUUCGACGCAUUUUUCGACAGUUUGUGAACAGAUCUAGACCACAAGCUGUACGAGUAUCAGAUAAUGCUGUUGAAGUGGAAGAGAAUCGAAGUGAAGAUCAAGGAGGAGUUCGACGAAGGCGAGAGAGUCGCCGCAAAGACUGGCACUGGCGAAAAAACUCACCAGCAUGUAAUGUUGCACCAUCAGACACAUAUCGAAUGCCUCGUGCAUAUUUUAGAGGCGGCGGACGGGGCAAACCCGAUCUUUACCGUGGUCCUGGAUUCCAUGGUCGCAGAGCACCGAAAAAAGAGUCUAGUUAA